GAGGGAGCCCGUGAAAUGGCUGCGCAGGUCGCUGCGGUGCGCGCCGUGGCGCGGGCCCCCGAGGAGCCACCCCCGCUCCCCUCGGGCGAGCGGCCCGGCCGGCCCCGCGGCGGCGGCGGGCGGCGGCGGCGCAGUGGGACGGGCGAGGCGGCGGCGGGCGCCAAGCGGGCCCGGCUGAGCCAGCCGUUGCUGGCGGGGCCCGGCCCGGCGGAGCCGCUGCCCGCGCCCGCCCUGCCCGGCCUGCCCGCCGCCGGGCUCUUCACGUUCUCGCCGCUCAGCCUGCCGCCGCCCGCUGCGCUGGACGAGCGGCGCCACCACCACCACCGGCACCGCCCCGCCGUCGGCCCCGAGCCCGGCCGCCCCGCCGCCGGGCCGCCGCAGAAGGCGCGGCGGGGCAGCCCCGCCGACGGCGCGGCCGGGCGGCCCAGCAAGCGAGAAACUCCAGAUGAAAAUGGCAAAACCCAGCGAGCUGACGGUCUCAUUAUGAAGAAGAUAAAGAAAAAAAAGAAAAAGAAACACCGGGAAGAUGUGAGGGGAAAACGCCUAAAGAUGUACAACAAAGAAGUGCAGACGGUUUGUGCUGGGCUCACUCGCAUUGACCAAGAAAUCCUGACUCAAGGACAAUGUGAUAACUUGGAAAUGAACAAGGAAUCCUUCAGGUAUCUGAAGGAUGAGCAGCUCUGCAGACUGAAUUUGGGAAUGCAGGAAUAUCGAGUACCCCAGGGAGUACAGACACCAUUUGUGACUCACCAGGAGCAUUCUGUUCGCAGCAGCUUCUUGAAAACUGGCACUAAAUUUAGCAACUUCAUUCACGAAGAACAUCAGUCUAAUGGUGGCGCUCUGGUCCUUCAUGCUUACAUGGAUGAACUCUCAUUUUUGUCUCCAGUGGAGAUGGAGAGAUUUGCAGAAGAAUUUCUUGCUUUGUCAUUCAGUGAAAACGAUAAAAAUGCAGCUUACUAUGCUCUAGCCAUAGUACAUGGGGCAGCUGCUUAUUUACCAGACUUCCUGGAUUACUUUGCUUUUAACUUUCCUAAUACUCCAGUGAAAAUGGAAAUCUUGGGCAAGAAAGACAUUGAAACAACAACAAUUUCGAACUUUCACUCUCAGGUCAAUCGGACAUACUGCUGUGGAACAUACAGAGCAGGACCCAUGCGGCAGAUUAGUCUUGUUGGAGCAGUAGAUGAAGAAGUUGGGGACUACUUCCCAGAAUUUCUAGAUAUGUUGGAAGAAUCUCCAUUUCUGAGAAUGACUUUGCCCUGGGGUACUCUUUCUAGUCUCAGACUUCAGUGCAGGUCACAGAGUGAUGAUGGUCCCAUAAUGUGGGUGAGACCAGGAGAACAGAUGAUUCCGACAGCUGAUAUGCCAAAAUCACCAUUCAAACGGCGACGAUCAAUGAAUGAAAUAAAGAAUCUCCAGUACCUACCUCGGACCAGUGAGCCCCGUGAGGUUCUUUUUGAAGACAGAACAAGAGCUCACGCUGAUCAUGUGGGUCAAGGAUUUGACUGGCAGAGUACAGCUGCUGUAGGUGUUCUGAAGGCUGUACAAUUUGGGGAGUGGAGUGACCAGCCUCGUAUAACCAAAGAUGUGGUUUGUUUUCACGCUGAAGACUUCACUGAUGUUGUGCAGAGACUUCAGCUGGAUCUGCAUGAACCUCCAGUGUCACAGUGUGUUCAAUGGGUGGAUGAAGCCAAACUAAACCAAAUGAGACGGGAAGGCAUUCGCUAUGCUAGAAUUCAGUUGUGUGACAAUGACAUCUACUUCAUCCCUAGAAAUGUCAUUCAUCAAUUUAAAACUGUGUCAGCAGUCUGCAGUUUAGCAUGGCACAUAAGACUUAAACAAUAUCAUCCUGUGGAGGAGACUUCUCAAAACACAGAGGGCAAUUCAAGCUUGAACAAUAGUGGCAAGACAGAAUCGGAAGAUGAACCCCAAUGUGUGAGUAUAAAAAUAGAGUCUGAAGAACCAGGUAUAGAAAUGCAGUUUGCAACAGGCGUGCUCUCUUCCUCCUCCUCCUCCUCUGUUUCUUCAAUAUCAGGACUUGUGCAACCAGAACAGGUGGCCCGACCCCUUCCAGGUUUUAAAGUAGAGUCUGAUCAGCAACACAAUCCACAGGAUCAUACAGGCUCUUCUGUGUGAUAUGUAUAUAAUCAAACAUUUUUUAACAACUUUUUAAAGUUUUGAUGUGAAGUUAUAGUUUUAUAACUGGCUUAUGUUUUAUUGGAGAAAUCUUGCCUAUAAUUCUAUAAAGAAAGGUGACAUUCCAAAAUGUCAAGCAUAUCUUUUUUACACAGAUUAUGCAAAAUUCAAGUUGUAUUUUAACCCCUUAGUACAACCUGUAACAGUGGUCUACCACUUCUUUCUGUUUCAGUAAAGAGAUACUCAGUAUCUCCCCAAAGUCGGAAUGAAAUUCCUCCAGGAACAUAAAAUGAUUGAACUACAUUGGUCAGUGUUAUUUCCCUACUUUUACUUUAUCUCUGAUCUUCACCAUAAAGUGAUGGUUUUUUGUAGAAGACUUGCAAAGCGACUUUCCCAUCUCAUCUUAAUUGCUAAGAAAAAGAGGAAGCACAGCACUUUUGGUGAUUUGUAAUAUUUUUGGUAUGUCUGUUCUUCUUGACAACCUAAUUUAAAAGUUGUAUAGAAAUUGAUCUCAAUUUCUUACAGUCCGGCAAUGGUGAGCUGUAAAAUUAACUGAAGAAAGUGUCUGAUGUAGUGAUUUACUGACCUAACACUUUCUAUAGAACUACUUAUGCUGUUUGGCGUGAGGAUUUUGCUUCCAAAACACAUCUUCCCAGAACAUGAUUAAUUCUAGUGGCAAAAUUAGAGAAGCUAAUGGUAGUCUUGUGGAAGAAACUGCUAUCUUUGAGCACUUUAAGGCUUUAAAAUACUAACUAACUUGGCAGCUUGUUUUGACCAGGUCAUAGUAAAUGCCAAUGGAACCACACUUUCCCUGGUACUGAUGCACUUAAUAUAUUAGCAUUGAGUUGACGACUGACUUAUGCGAUAAGACUGUCCUUAUUUUAGGAAGUUCUGUGUUACUAUUUCACAAUAAAAUGUUAUGGCAUUGGACUGCUGUUUCCAUGUGUAGCUUUUGAGUGCCCAGGUACUGUGGAAAAUCAAUGGCACAUGCUAAAUAUGUAAUGUCAGCUAUCAACAGUUUUAAAAAGAAAAAAACUUUCAAUAUUUCUGAAUGUUAAUGUGUAAUCUGUAAUUGACUUUCACUCACCCCAUUUACAACUGUCCUUUCCAGUCAUCAAAAGGAAAAAUCCUGUCCUGUCCCUUCACCUCUAACACCCUCUGCACAUUUAGAGUACAAGUUGGGCUUUGGUGCAACUGAAGUUGCCUUCAGAUGAUAACUUUAUUUGUUCUAAUCCUCACUGGGGUAGGAAAGAUUUGAAACACUAUGUUAGACUAGACAAAAGCAAAGAUGCUGUGUUAGUUCUGGAUGCAUCUUUUUAAUAUCAAUUAUUACUCUUCUCUUUAUAAGGGUCUCUAAAAUAUGUUACUAUAUUAUAAAUCUUUGUGCAAUAUUGUUUGUGUAGACUUUUAUAUACAUAUUAGCACCUCAGUGUAGAGGUCACUAUUUUAAACUGAUAGAAGAAUAAUCAUCAGAAGAUACUGCAGUGAUUAGUUAGAACCUGUAUUACUCCUUAUGUAUAUGUAUGUAUUGUCUUCGGUACAAAAAUGAGGACUAGGAAAUAUUUCAAACUAAUUUGCAGAUUGAAGUGGUAGUGACUUGUUUAGUAAUCUGUGUAAAUAAGGUGUUAGAAUGGAAAGCUUUUAUGAUGAAAAGUAAUGUGAUUCACGCAGGGGUGUAAUUUAAUCUUAGCAGAAAUUCUAGAUGAUCAGGAUUGGCUCAGAAAUGAGCUGUCUGUUCUCUGGUGUUUCCCCGCUCCCCCUCUUCCUGACUCUGCCCUUCUACUUCUUAUGUUGAGAGGAAUUUCAUAGCUUUAAGGAUUGUGCAAAGUAAAAUUCCUCACAGGCAAUAGCGGUUUCAGUUCAUCCUUCAUACUCAAAGAUCGUAUUACACAACUAUGUUCUUUCCUUUUUACAAGUCUGCUAGUCUUCCAAGUGCCAGAUUCCCUUCUCACAUGUGCUAUUCUUUGGUCAUGUCACUAGAGGGAUGUCGGUAAGGUGACUUCUUUAACAGCAGCACUGUGUACAAUCACUCGGGAAUUGACAAGUCUGCGGAUCCUACAGUUCUGCCCAUGGAUCUUUAAAUAAGGAGAUUAAGAGCCACCACACAAGUUUCUCUGAAUUAUUUUAGAACUUGAAAUAGAAUGAAAAGGGAAUCAAUUUGGAAGCCUGCUGCAUAUUAUAAUAGCAUGUUUUUAAAUGGAUAAAGGAAGAUGACUAGAGUGGCUCAUGCUGCUUUUAAAGCUGUAGCUUCUUAUAGUUAAAUCUGUGACUACAGUAUCUGAAGUACUUGGAAAAUGCUAACUCCUCUUGGAUGGAAGCAGAUGACUGCUUCUAUCAUGCUCUCCUUAUAGUCACCUCAGUUAAUAACUUAAUAUCUAAUGUCAGAUUUAAAUGUAGAAACAUUGUAUCUUCAAAUUACUUGGAGGAUGAUGCUGAUACUAUUCCAGACUAUAUCUGUAAGAUUGAGGCUCCUCUGCCUCAGUCUGUUUAUAAACAGACUUUAUAAAAAGCUAUGACCUUAAAUACCUUAUCAACUUCGGUGUGCGUAAUCUGAAGUGAUACACUGCUUUUAAACUCCACCUUGGAUCUGGAUAUAAAACAUGGGAGGGAUUGAUUGUGAAGCUCAUAGUGAAACUCUACCCAGGGCUUCAAGAUUCCUUCAGCUGCACUAAAACUAGCAGAGUUAGAACACCUUGAUGUGAAAGAUUCAAAUGGUUUUGUGAGUAACCUGACAUACUGUUUCCAUAUGCUACAGCUCUCUUAAAAUGAAAUAAGUUCCAUCUGUGUAGUGUUUGCUGAGCCAAAACAAAUCUCUGGGUAAGUCCAAGUAAGUAUUUAGGAAAAUCUCUCUCGUAUUAAAUAGAUGGCUGUUAAAUGAAUUUCUCAUAUUUCAUAAAACAGGUUGCAUGUAGGGAUAAUCAAAUGUUGGCAAACUUCCUGUUUUAACAGUGCUCACUUUUAACAUGGAUAGACACAAAAGUUUAUAAAUAUCAAUGCACUGGUCAGUUACUGCAAACUGUCAUUUCUCCUUUUGAGGAUCUGCCCUCUGAUGUGUCUUAAAAAGAAAAGAAAAUUGGCAGUCUACAGUUGAUACCCAGGCAACACUCCUGCUUUAUGCUCAAGACAACUGCUAGUUGACCAGGAAUGUAGUGCUCUCUCUGUGAAGAGCAGUCAGCUUUGAGCUGGAACUCAGGCUUUGGAUUCUAUUUGAAAUAGUGGCGUUGCUGAGAACAGGUUUCACUUGGGAUAGGGUGAGUGGAUAAACGGUGCUGGGGACAAACUAAGGAUGAAAGAUCAGCUUUGCAUUCCUUUCUCCUUUAGGCAAGCUACCAGUCAUUUCUGAAGUGAUUUGAUUACCAUUGAGAAAUUUUGGAACCAGAUACCUGUCUCAUUACACUAUUCUCUUCCAGGAAGGUGUGACACUGAGUGACUGUUCUCAGGGGAUAUAUAGUUCAUGUUCUUCAUAGGUCUAGGUCUUACCAUGCGACUAAGGGCUCUGUACUGCACUCCGGUCAGUUUUCCUCCACGUUACGGUUUGGCCAGAGGAGCUAAUGCUGCUCAGCAGAACUUUUGUGGUGAACAUGAAUUCACGCCCUUCAUCGGGCACCUCCCACUUACAGACCUGAACUGAGUAAUAGCCCCCCAAAUUGUAAUUUCCUAGAAAUGCCAAGCAUUUGUAGCCAUAUGUUUGCUUAAGGGGUGCAAGAAAAAGAGGAAUAUUUGUCUUUACUCCCCAAAGUGACCUCUCUCACCUGAAAGCUUGUACUGUAUAUUCUUAUGUUGGUCCACUUAAAAAUCCCAAUGAUAUUUUGGCCUUCCACCAAAAUACACAGUAGUUUUUAG
Messenger RNA from Nothoprocta perdicaria, 5976 nucleotides. RefSeq names its product round spermatid basic protein 1 (gene RSBN1). NCBI's taxonomy places the organism in Eukaryota, Metazoa, Chordata, Aves, Tinamiformes, Tinamidae. The transcript is spliced from 7 exons. Gene Ontology annotation, cellular component: nucleus. The coding region runs from base 16 to 2133 and encodes 705 amino acids. The record is from RefSeq and is a predicted model, not a curated record.